Molecule: messenger RNA, 2095 nt
Organism: Phytophthora nicotianae INRA-310
Lineage: Eukaryota; Oomycota; Peronosporomycetes; Peronosporales; Peronosporaceae
Exons: 1
Coding region: 134-1876 (580 amino acids)
Source: RefSeq, a predicted model, not a curated record
ACUCACGGUCGCACCGGACUCACUUACCUCUGUAGGCUGGACUUAGGCGUCUAAGUGGCUAUCAGCUACCUCAGUCUUGCGAGAACCUCAUCAGUCUUCAUUUUGGUACCUAGCACACAAGUCGAGUAUCGCCAUGACACGACGAACGAGCGACGCUGAUGCUGCUGCGGGUUUCAGCCCUACGACGUGGACGACCAACGUGCUACCUCCCGUUGAGCUGUCGAAUGAUCAAAGGGAGAAAUACCGCCUGCUGGCUACACAGUUGCUGUCGAAUACUCUCCGGGACUAUGACAUUUAUUCAGCCGACCCGAGACAACGACCUAUGAGUCGACGGCGAUGGAAACCCGUCAAGACGAGAGAUCACAUCACGGUGUACAAGGAGCGCUACCCGACGCCGAGCUCUCUGGCGUCUACAAACCUAGAUGCUCCACCACGAACCAGUCGGGCUAGCCUAGCGGACCGAGUGUCUAUGGCAUUUCGUGGAAAUGAAUGGACGGAGCCCAAGCUACUUGUCGCCACGGGUUGGAUUGAAGGCACACUCGACGACGUCAUGUAUGGCGUCUCCUCCCCCGAUGCACAGAGCAUGUUAAUGAAGGCAACAGUAGUCAAGAACACGUUGGUCAAUGGUGCAGUACUAGCCUGCAUCGAUGCCCCCUGCGACGCUGACCCAUUCCGGUUCCUCGGUAUUAAAUGGUUCGUGAAAGGCCCUCCUACUGCUCUUCAGGGCAUUGUGAGGCCUCGAGACUUAGUGUUUAUUGAAGCUACAGGGAUCACGACCCGACCGAAUGGAGAACGCAUCGGUUACCAGCUUCUCCACUCUGUGGAUCUGCUUCAGUAUCGUGACAUGACGCCACGGUCCGGGAUGGAAGUGACGCGCGGGCGGAUCUCUAGCUGCUCCAUCUUCCGGGAAAUACCAGCAGGACUUGGAAGUAGACACUCCAAGGUCGACGUGUACGUCAAGGGAUAUGUGGAGGCACAUGGUAAGCUCCUGGAUUCGGUGGCACUUACGGCUGCGUCAACAGGUCUGAUGAGCUCCUGGAACUCAGUCGAGUGCGCCAACCUCAAGAAACUCAUGUGGUGCUUCCGUCAACAGCCUGACUGGAGACGUGGCCGACGUCGCGACAAACAUCGAUCCAGCCAGCGCUCCCACGUCAGCAGCAGCCUGAGCUGCUCAAACAUGAGUCAAAAUGGCACCAACACUAACAGUAUGAACACUUUAAACGGACCACCUCCAAGACAAGAGUCUCAGGACUCUUCAUCUAGAUGUGGCACAUGCAUCAAGCGUCUGACAAAGCUAAGCGGUGCGAUCUCCUGUGCGCUAUGCUGUCAGAACACUUGCUCUCGCUGUCGAGUCUUACGGACACUGAAAGAGGUGAACAAGGAGCUGUGGCUACGUCAAGAAGACGUGCUCAUCUGCAAGCGCUGCGUGCUUCGUGUGGACAAUCUCGCGGCCGUGGACGUCGCGCGUGCCGAAGUUGACGCAGGCUGGUUCUCAAUGGAAAGUAUCGCUGCUCGUCACGGUCGCUCAAAGAGCUUCGCCAGCACAGGCGUGACGACGGACACAGGUGCGAGCAUUAUGACGCUGCCGACAGAGGAAGAAUACUCACUCUCUAUGCUGUCACCGACUACAGAUCACCCCAUCGAUUCGUUCCGCGGCGUCGAACCAGCAAAGGAGCCGUACCCAGAUAUCCCCGAACACAUUGAAGAGCACAAAGUAGAGAAGGAAAAGGUGACGCUGUCGGACCGUGAGCGCCGUGAACAGAUCUGGUCGCAGAUGGUGGAGCUGCGCAUGGUGGCCGAGUCCAUCUACAAACUCACUCUCGAGACCACCGAGUCGCUGAACACCGGUCCACAGCGGACCACGGAUGAGUCAUAGCAAAUGAUAAAGAAUACGCUAUACACACAAAUGCAUUACAAUUCCUGAACGAAAACCUGACACGAACACUCUUUUCUUUCUUCAUCCUCACGUUAAUUCAGCAAGUCGGUCAUCGCACUGUCGGAGCGUGCUAGGGGCGAGUCCAGCAUACACAAGCUCUCGACGGACGCCGUGCAGAAGCUGUUGUCAAGCGAGAAGUUGCGCGCCAGAGCAUCCAAC